Messenger RNA from Parathielavia appendiculata, 1380 nucleotides. Its product is annotated as P-loop containing nucleoside triphosphate hydrolase protein. Gene Ontology annotation, molecular function: ATP hydrolysis activity; ATP binding. The record is from RefSeq and is a predicted model, not a curated record. Bases 203 to 1081 code for a protein of 292 amino acids. NCBI's taxonomy places the organism in Eukaryota, Fungi, Ascomycota, Sordariomycetes, Sordariales, Chaetomiaceae. The transcript has a single exon.
CGCUAUUAAGCCGAGGCGUGUUAUCCACCUACGAUUUGUGUGGUGAGUCGUUGGCUUCCUGAAAAGGGCGCGGACUUCCGGAUUGUCUCCCAAAAUAAUUCAUUCCUCAUCAUCCUUUCAGGCUUUGAGGAGUUAGCAUCACUUCUCACUCUCACAUCUCACCUCAACACCUCAACACCUCAGCCGGCCCUACAUAUCCACCAUGGCCACCCCCGCACCCCCCACCAUCAAAACCAGUAACCUAACCUAUACCUUCCAAGACCAAUCCACCGGCGUCUCCAACAUCACCCUCUCCCUGCCCCCGCGCUCGCGCACGCUCCUGAUCGGCGCCAACGGCGCCGGCAAAACCACCCUCCUCCGCCUGCUCGCGGGCAAGCGCCUCGCGCCCCCGGACACCAUCCGCGUGUCGGGCGUGGACCCGUUCAAGGAAGGGCUUGAGGGCGUGACCUAUCUCGGGCUGGAAUGGGUGCUCAACGCGAUCGUGCGCACCGACAUCGGCGUGGGCGAGCUGCUCAAGUCGGUCGGCGGGGACGUGUACCCGGAGCGACGGGACGAGCUGGUGUCGGUGUUGGACAUUGACACGGCGUGGCGCAUGCACGCCGUGUCGGACGGCGAACGGCGGCGGGUGCAGCUGGCCAUGGGCCUGAUCCGGCCGUGGACGGUGUUGUUGCUGGAUGAGAUCACGGUCGACCUGGACGUGUGGAGCCGGGCGCAGUUUUUGGGCUUCUUGAGGAGGGAGACAGAGAGCCGGGAGUGCACGAUUGUGUACGCGACGCAUAUCCUGGAUAACCUGGCCGGGUGGCCGACGCAUCUUGUGCAUAUGCACCUGGGCACGGUGAAAGGUUGGGGCCCGGCUGAGGAGAUGCUCAAGGAGGUCGAGGAGAAGAGCGGGGAGGAGGGCCCGUUGGGGGCGACGGGGAAUAGUCGGUUGGGGGAGCUGGUUUUGAGGUGGCUGAGGGAUGAUUUGCGGGAGAGAGGGCCGCGGAGCCAGCAUAAACGCGGCCCAGAGGGCUGGUCCUACACCGUGACGGGCCUUGGGGGCUAUGGAUUUGAGCCCAAGGGGCCAAGUGAGGAGAACUGAGUGUACUCCGAGGAUGCAUUGCGACGGUUGAUCUCUGGAUAUUGGUGGGAGGCGUAGAUGGCUUUAACAUGAUACCCAAGCUGCAUUUAACAUGGGGUGGCGAGACGAUACAAAAGUUUGGCAACAGUUACAUUUACGGAUCUUCAACCGACAGACAGACAGCCAAAGUCAACAUGGUUGUUAACUUUCCCUUGAGGAUACUUCAACUGAUAGAUGGACAGCCGAUGUCAACAUGGCUGUCAGAUUUGCAUUCACGAUGCCUUCAACUACUAGAUACACAGCCAAUGUCAGCACGGCUC